GGACCUGUACAAAUCAAACCAACCCUUCCAUUAUAUACACUUCCCGUGCAAAACCCACAAAGAGCAUCAAACCCAAUACUUUGCCUCCACAUGACCAAAUUCGUCUUGUGCUCCACAAUGAUCCCACUCCCGCCUCCUCAUGUUUUCUUGACGGUCGUGAUCAUCUUUCUCUUCCUUGCAUUCGGAAAAAAGAAGAGACGUUCUACUAACAAAGACUCCAUUUCAGAGCUUCCUCCGGGACCGAAGAGGCUGCCUAUAAUCGGUAGCUUGCUCCAAAUGAGAGGCGCAUCCCCUCACCAAGCGCUCAACAACUUAGCCAUGAGACACGGCCCCAUAAUGAGCCUCCAGUUGGGUGAGAUCUUGGCCAUCGUGAUCACUUCACCCAAAGCGGUCAUGGAGAUCCUCAAGAUCCACGAGCCAGCUUUCGCCCAGAGGCCCCGACUAGGUGUCGUUGAGUCACUCUCAUACGAAUAUUCAAGCUUCACAUUCUCCCCCUAUGGGGAGUACUGGAGGCAGAUGAGGAAGAUAUGCGUGCUUGAGUUCCUCAGCACAAAGAGGGUCAUGUCUUUCCGAUCUAUCAGGGAACAGGAGGUUUGGAACAUGAUCAAGGCUAUUGGAGACUUCGAUGAGAAACCGUUCAACUUGAGCGACUUGAUGUUGUCCGUCAUUAACAAAGUGAUCGCCCGUGCAUUAUUGGGAGAUAGGUGCAAAUACCAAGAGGAAUUCAUUUCACUCAUGAAGGAAGUCAUGCUGCUCAGCGGAGUGUUGGAAUUCCCCGAUCUAUUCCCAUCGAUGAAGUUCCUCCAAUACACGUCCAGGGUGAAGCUUGCACGGGAGAGGCUGCACCACAAGAUCGACGUGAUUCUCAACUACAUCAUCGAAGAUCACAAGGCCAAGCUCGAAAGUGUCAUCAAUAAUGAGAAUAAGCCACCAGCGGGGGGAGAUUUAGUCGAUAUGCUCCUGCAUCUACAAAAGACCAGUGAUCUCAAGUUCUACAUCACAAUGGAAGUCAUAAAAAAUGUUACAAUGAAAGAACCACUGUCAGAACGCGCUCAAACUCUUUCAAUGACCCAGGAAUUGUUCUCGGUUGGAACUGAAUCAUCCUCCAUCGUGCUGGAAUGGGCGAUGUCGGAGAUGCUGCGAAACCCUAGGGUGAUGCAAAAGGCCCAACUAGAGAUCCGAGACCACCUCAAUGGUAAGUCCCUGGUCAAGGAAUCCGACAUCGAGAGCCUAGGGUACCUCAAGGCUGUAGUCAAGGAAACCCUGAGGCUCCACCCGCCGAUUCCACUAGUUCCAAGAGAAGCAAGAGAGAGAUGCAAAAUAAUGGGCUAUGAUAUCCCAUCCAAGGCCAAUAUCAUCAUCAAUGCAUGGGCCUUAGGGCGAGACGCAGAAAACUGGAUCAACCCUGAAGAGUUCUUACCAGAGAGGUUCUUGGAGUCUUCGGUGGAUUUCAAAGGGAAUAGCUUUCAUUACAUUCCAUUCGGAAAUGGUAGAAGGAUUUGUCCCGGGAUUAACUAUGCGAUUGCAGGCAUUGAGCUUCUUCUAGCUCAGUUGCUUUACCAUUUCGACUGGGGACUCGGUGAUGGGAAGAAAUUGCCCUAUGUGCUUGACAUGGAGGAGACUUUCACGAUCACUUUGCGAAGAAAGAACCCCCUCGUGAUGAUCGCAAAAUCCCGCAUUAAGUUCGCUGACGAAGGGACUCUUCCUGCCUAGACAUAUAUCCAGUCACAAUCCGAGAACGAAUAUUAUGAGCCAACUGAAUAAAGUUGGUCACUGCCACGAACAGCAUGGUUGAUAUGAAGAAAGUAUUUUCAAAUCUGUCCGGAAAAUGUGAAGGAGGGUCCGGAUGAGUUCGUUCAUACAAAUUAGAUAUCUUAGACGAAUGUAAUAAGUUUUUUCCCUCUUUAUUUUGGGUUUAAUUGAUGAAGUUAUCUUGUCACACGUAAUAUGGCCGUAAGAUGACCAUAAAUAAAAAUGAUUACUCUAUGACACCUAA
Molecule: messenger RNA, 1996 nt
Organism: Punica granatum (pomegranate)
Lineage: Eukaryota; Viridiplantae; Streptophyta; Magnoliopsida; Myrtales; Lythraceae
Source: RefSeq, a predicted model, not a curated record